Magallana angulata is the source of this 1153-nucleotide messenger RNA. RefSeq lists its product as uncharacterized. Gene Ontology annotation, biological process: proteasome-mediated ubiquitin-dependent protein catabolic process; protein polyubiquitination. The record is from RefSeq and is a predicted model, not a curated record. Bases 1 to 699 code for a protein of 232 amino acids. Lineage: Eukaryota; Metazoa; Mollusca; Bivalvia; Ostreida; Ostreidae. The transcript has a single exon. Gene Ontology annotation, molecular function: ubiquitin protein ligase activity; protein binding.
AUGAGACUCUACAACCUGCAGGGAGAGGUUGUAAAGUCAAUCCAAACUAAGACUCUCCAAGGGCCAAGGCACAUGUCAGUGACAAGGAAUGGAGAUCUAGUUGAUGAAGAUGCUCGAACUGUAAACAUAGUAAAGAAUACACAGAUACAUAUCAGAGUCAAGGUCAUAAGACUACGUAGGUGGAUACCUCUUUAUGUCUGUAGUACCUCGUUUGGAGACUUCUUGAUUGUAAUGGACAGUGAUGAUGAAAGGCAAACAAAAAUUGUGCGUUACUCUGGCUUCAAAGAAAAACAAAGUAUUCAGUACAAUCCCAUGGGACAUCCUUUCUAUGUAUCUGGAUUUUCCCCUAAAUUUAUAUGUGAGAACAGAAACCUAGACAUCUGUGUGGCUGACCUUAGAGCCGGUGCUAUAGUGGUGGUCAGUCAGGCCGGACAUAUCCGGUUUACCUACACCGGUCCUUCCUCCAAAACCAGGAAAACAUUUAGUCCAAUCGGCAUUACUACAGACAGCCAGAGUCGAAUACUGACUACAGAUAGUUACAACAACUGUAUCCACAUUCUAAACUACGACGGACAGUUUCUCUGCUACAUUGACAACUGUUACUUACAGGAUCCACGUGGUUUAUGUGUGGACACCAGGGACAACCUCUUUGUCGCCGAAAGGUCAGGUAGAGUGAAAAAAAUCAAAUACUGCAAAUAAUUAAACUGUGUGAUUUAUAUAAGAUCAAUACACAUGUAAGUUUACUUAUACUGUUGACUUGACUUAGUGAAUAUUAUUUGUGAACAGUAUAUAAUAUGUAAAGAGUCUGAAUGAGAUCUUUAUUUUCGCAACUUACUUUGUGAAAAUGAAAUGUGUAUAUAUAAAGUACAUGUAUCAGAAUGUUGAUCAAAUAUUUUGUAAUGUCAGUUGUAUAUUGGCGUUUUUCAUCUAAUAAGAAACUUUUGAAUAUAAUUAUAUCAUAUAAUCAUAAUUAUAUCUCUAAUGUUCUUUUGCAAUUGAGCUCAGUAAAAAGAAUUUUACAGACGUUGGUUAUUAAAGAUUUUAAAAAUCAAUUAAUCCUUGUCUCAUGUUGACUUUAUGUUCUAGCUGUGUUAAUAUAAAACCUACAGAUCUUUUGAUAAUCCUUGAUCAUCAAUUUCAAAAACAGAAUUAA